Molecule: messenger RNA, 1646 nt
Organism: Rhinolophus ferrumequinum (greater horseshoe bat)
Lineage: Eukaryota; Metazoa; Chordata; Mammalia; Chiroptera; Rhinolophidae
Product: putative selection and upkeep of intraepithelial T-cells protein 1 homolog
Exons: 8
Coding region: 262-1335 (357 amino acids)
Biological process (GO): regulation of cytokine production; T cell receptor signaling pathway
Cellular component (GO): external side of plasma membrane
Molecular function (GO): signaling receptor binding
Source: RefSeq, a predicted model, not a curated record
AUCACUGAAGUUGAAAAAGCUCCUACCCACAGAGUGAAACUGCCAGUAUCCUUGUAAUUUCCUUUGGGAAAGGAACAUAAGGAUCAGGCUGGCAUAAUCAGGCGGCCAGAGUUGGAUAGCAGCAGUGACACAGAUCCUUGUUAAGUAGUUUGCGUGGUUUCCAUCAGACUCUCGGCACUGUCAGAACUUUAGGUGACUCAUCUGGGACUCCUUCUCUAGAAACAACGGAGAGCUGACUUGGGAUCACCAGGCUCAGGCGUAAUGAAAACUACAGGACUAUCUUUCACCAGAUACUUUGUUAUCCUGUUCCUCCUGCAGAUGACAGCACCAAGUGCAGGACAGUUCACAGUGACAGGCUCACAGGGGCCAAUCUUGGCUCGAUUGGGUGGAGUAGUUGAGCUCAGCUGCCAGCUGUCCCCACCACAAAAUGUGGAACACAUGGAGGUACGCUGGUUCCGGAACCUCUACACCAAACCUGUUCACCUGUAUAAAAAUGGUAAAGACCUACAUGGAGAAACUAUCUCCAAGUACGUGGAGCGGACGGAGCUCCUGAAAGAAGCUAUCGGAGAGGGUAAAGUGACCCUCAGGGUCUUUAAUGUCAGUGUUGAUGAUGAUGGGCAGUACCACUGCUUCUUCAAAGAUGGUGAUUUCUACGACGAAGCCAUCACAGAGGUGCAAGUCACAGCUACAAGCUUAGAAAUACAGAUUCUUUUGCAUCCUCCUACUAUCAAAGGUAUUUUAGUGGAGUGUAAUUCAGCAGGUUGGUUCCCACAACCUCAAAUGGAAUGGAGAGACAGCAGAGGAGAGAUCAUUCCACAUGCAUCAAAAUCCCAUUCACAGGAUACAGGCAAAUUGUUCAACAUGAAGAUGACCCUUCUCCUUAAAAGAAGCUCCCAGGGGAAUGUCACUUGCUACCUUCGAAACCCUGUAACUGGUCAAGAGGAAAGGACAAACAUUGUCCUAUCAGAUGAAUUUUUUCCAUGGAACAUUAUGUGGAUACUGAAUCUGAGCCUAAUUCUGGGUGUGCUGUUGACGUUUAUAAUGGUGCCCAGUGUCGAUCUACAUUGCAGAUUGCAAGGUUGCGUCUGCAAAUUCAACUCUCCUAUUGCAGUGGGCAUAUGGAUAAUCAUAACUUCACUAAGUGCAAUCAUCUCACUCAUUAUCUAUUUGCAUCACAAAAAUAGAGUCCCUCCUUCAGAUCCACAUUUCCAAUUGGAUACCACUUGGUUGGAAGACGUGACUGUGAUCCUGUGCGUUCUGAUGGUCUUCAUCACCAUGGUCAUUUCCUUUGUUUACUUCAGAUUCAGAGAAAUUUUAAGUGUCCACAGAGACUGAACCAGGAACAUUUCUGAGCCUAUGGAUACAUAAGGGUAUAUAUCUUUGAAACAUGGCCUAAUGCCCAAGGAUGAAAGUCUUGGCUUUAUUGUGCUAAUAUAAUCUCCUAAGGCAUAUGGAAGGAAAUGUAGAUACCCAGGAAGAAAAAAAAAUUAAUACUUGAUACUUGUGUUCCACCAGUAAUCCACAAUCCUGAAAAGUUUCAUUUAAAAAUAUAUGCAAGACCAUUCCCCCUAAGAUCAAGAACAAGGCAAGGUUGUCCACUAUCUCCGCUUCUAUUCAACAUAGUGCUGGAAGUUCUAGCCACAGCA